AUGAGCGGAAAUAAUAAAAUUGCUAGCUUUUUAACUGAACCAUUAGCAGAAUGUGAUCCUGAAAUGUAUGAAUUAAUUCGAAAAGAAAAACAACGACAGGUUCGUGGUUUAGAAAUGAUUGCAUCAGAAAAUUUUACAUCACGUGGUGUAUUAGAAGCACUUGGUUCAUGUUUAACAAAUAAAUAUAGUGAAGGUUAUCCCGGUGUUCGAUAUUAUGGUGGAAAUGAAGUAAUUGAUCAAAUUGAAAUUUUAACACAAAAACGUGCUUUAGCAGCAUUUGGUCUUGAUGAAAAUCAAUGGGGUGUUAAUGUUCAACCAUUAUCUGGUUGUCCAGCUAAUUUUGCUGUUUAUGCUGCACUUCUUGAACCACAUGGUCGUAUAAUGGGUUUAGAUUUACCUGAUGGUGGACAUUUAAGUCAUGGUUAUGCGACACCAUCAAAAAAAAUUUCAUUUACAAGUGUCUUUUUUGAAAAUAUGCCUUAUAAAGUAAAUACACAAACAGGUUUAAUUGAUUAUGAAGAAUUAGCACGUACAGCAAAACUUUUUCGUCCAAAAAUCAUUAUUGCAGGAAUAUCAUGUUAUUCACGUAAUCUCGAAUAUGAUAAAUUUCGACAGAUAUGUGAUGAUGUUGGAGCUAUUUUACUUGCUGAUAUGGCACAUGUUAGCGGUCUUGUUGCAGCAAAAGUUGUUGCUGAUCCAUUUCCAUAUGCUGAUAUUGUUACAACAACAACACAUAAAAGUUUACGUGGACCACGAGCUGCAAUGAUUUUUUAUCGUAAAGGACCAAAACGACCAGAAGUUAUUAAUAAAAAUGAUAAUUCAGUACAAAUGUAUGAUUAUGAAAAAAAAAUUAAUGAAGCUAUUUUUCCUGGAAUGCAAGGUAAAACUAAUUUCUAAGAUUUAUGUUUUUCGAUAGUUCAAUUAACCAUAUGUGAAUCAGUCAUCUAACUUGU
Messenger RNA from Rotaria sordida, 953 nucleotides. The record is from the annotation of a GenBank genome assembly. NCBI's taxonomy places the organism in Eukaryota, Metazoa, Rotifera, Eurotatoria, Philodinida, Philodinidae.